This is a messenger RNA of Xylaria bambusicola, 2071 nucleotides long. RefSeq names its product general substrate transporter. Gene Ontology annotation, biological process: carbohydrate transport; transmembrane transport. The coding region runs from base 183 to 1832 and encodes 549 amino acids. Lineage: Eukaryota; Fungi; Ascomycota; Sordariomycetes; Xylariales; Xylariaceae. Gene Ontology annotation, molecular function: carbohydrate:proton symporter activity. Gene Ontology annotation, cellular component: membrane. The record is from RefSeq and is a predicted model, not a curated record. The transcript has 3 exons.
CUGCCCUCUUCCCUCCAGCUCGUCUUCCUUUUCUUCCUCUGUCGGUUACCACCAUCUUCACAACUCACAACCUCCCUGGUCUGAAAGGGAUCGGCAACGAGCCGUCCGGUCUGCCCUAGCAACCUUCCAGUUCUACCAAGCUCGACAAGAAAGACACGAAAAGCAAUCAGAGAGGCGCCAUCAUGGCUGGAGGUGCGAUUGUCACGGGGACGAGCGAUGUCUCGCGUGUCGAGGCUCCCGUUACACUCAAGGCCUACUUGAUUUGUGCCUUUGCCGCCUUCGGUGGUAUUUUCUUCGGUUAUGACACCGGUUGGAUGGGUGGUGUGCUUGCCAUGCCCUACUUUAUCCGUCUCUACACUGGCCUUCCCUAUGAUUUCGACGUCGGCGCGCCCAUCGGUAUAGAUCCGAAGGAGUUCAUUAUCCCUACUCCUACCGCAUCUCUCUUCACCUCAAUUCUGUCUCUCGGUACCUUCCUCGGCGCGCUUGUAGGUGGUGAUAUCGCCGACUUCAUUGGCCGUCGACCUACCAUCAUUGGUGGCUGCAUCGUCUUCUCUGUCGGUUGCAUUCUCGAAAUUGCCAGCACGAACCAGGAGGUCCUCUUCGUUUUCGGCCGUCUGAUUGCUGGUGGUGGUGUCGGUUUCAUCUCGGCCGUCGUCAUUCUAUACAUGUCCGAAAUUGCCCCCAAGAAGGUGCGUGGUGCCAUGGUCUCUGGUUACCAAUUCUGUAUCACCAUUGGUAUUUUGCUUGCCAAUGUCGUUGUUUACGCCACGCAAAACCGUAAUGACACGGGCUCUUACCGUAUCCCCAUCGGCGUUCAGUUCCUCUGGGCUCUCAUUCUGGGUAUUGGUCUUCUCAUCCUGCCUGAGUCUCCCCGUUACUGGGUCAAGAAGGGUGAGAUCGAAAAAGCAGCCAAGUCUCUGGCCUAUGUUCGUGGACAGCCCCAAGAAUCAGAUUACAUCAAGGACGAACUCGCUGAGAUUAUUGCCAACAACGAAUUCGAGAUGGCCAACAUUCCCCAGAUGAGCUACGUCCAGUCUUGGUUGGCGUGUCUUAAGGGCUCACUCUCCAAGGGUGACAGCCCUAUUCGCCGAACGAUCCUAGGUGCCGGUCUGCAGUGUGCCCAGCAAUUCACCGGCAUCAACUUCAUUUUCUACUAUGGACCUCCCUUCUUCACGCAGCUUGGAACUAUCCAAAACCCUUUCCUCAUCUCGCUUAUCACUACGCUAGUCAAUGUGCUAUCAACCCCUAUCUCGUUCUUUACCAUCGAGAGGUUCGGUCGUCGUGCUAUUCUGAUUUGUGGUGGUAUUGGCAUGGUUGUCUGCCAAUUCAUCAUUGCUAUCGUCGGCGUGACAGCCGGUAGGAUUGAGCUCGGUAACAACGCCGCUGUCUCAGCUAUGAUCUCUUUCAUCUCAAUCAACAUCGCCUUCUUCGCCAGUACCUGGGGCCCAACCGCCUGGGUCGUGGUUGGUGAGAUCUUCCCUCUACCAAUUCGUUCCCGUGGUGUUGGUAUCUCGACAGCGUCCAACUGGUUCUGGAACACCAUCAUUGCUGUUAUCACGCCAUACUUGACCAACACUGAUAAGGCCAACCUUGGUGCUAAGGUGUUCUUCAUCUGGGGAUCUGCCUGCAUCUUCAGCACUCUUUUCGCCUACUUCUUCGUUUACGAGCUCAAGGGUCUAUCCCUCGAACAGGCUGACAUGUGUAUGGCCUCGACAACUCCACGUCAAUCCGCCAGCUGGAAACCCGACCACACUUAUGCCACCGAGAUGCACCAGACCGCCGAAGACCAGGCUCUCGCGUCUUCAGAUAAGGCCAACGAUGAGAAAGUUUAAACCAGCGCAUCUCCCAACGCUUGUGCAUCUGUUGUAGAUUGUUAAUGUCCUGGUGAUAAAAAGAUCUUGACUUACAAGGGCCUACUAAACUCAUGUGGAACAUGUGUCAAAGAUUCCUCUCAUAUCAUAUAUAUAUAAGCAUGUCAUUUCAUGAUACCUAAGAUAUCCCCGGGUUUUCGCUGGAUAGAGCAGCCCAAUUACAUAGUAAUAAAUAAACUAUUGGAUAGUUUUCAAGUCAA